This is a messenger RNA of Parascedosporium putredinis, 1800 nucleotides long. The record is from the annotation of a GenBank genome assembly. Lineage: Eukaryota; Fungi; Ascomycota; Sordariomycetes; Microascales; Microascaceae.
AUGAACCGCGACAAGGUCCUUUCGCCGGGCGCCAUCGACGACCUGAUCGCCGAUGGACAAAAAAUCGUCAUUAUGGACGAGUACGUCCUGAAGCUGGAUGGAUGGCUCGAUAGGCACCCUGGUGGUCGUCUGGUAAUUCUGCACAUGGUUGGAAAAGAUGCGACGGACGAGAUUCAUGCGUAUCACUCGCUCGCAACCUUAAAAACCAUGAAGGCCCUCCGGAUUGGCCGGAAGCCCCCAGGCGUCUGGCUCAACAGGACCCCUCCCAUCCGGGGCGGUGUGUUUGUCAAGCGCGCAGGCUCCAUCGCCGCCUCGGAUUCCGGCCUCUCGUCGGACGCAGAAGUCGGCAGCGUGUCCGCCGACGAGAGCGGUAGCGCCUACAGCCAGAUCGGGUCCGACGCCGACCCGGAGCUGAGCUCGGCCACCUCGCUGAGCUCCGAGGGCAGCGAUGCCGAGGAGCACGUACGCGUCAAGGCUACGGGUUUGGCGCCUCCCACCGGCGGCGUCGCGCGCAAGCGAACAGCGCCCAAAUCGAACGGUGAUGGUGUGGUUGAUGGUGUAGGGGAGAAGAUUCGCAGCGUCGAGGGCGUCGAGGCGGUGGUGCCCACGCUGGCGUCGGAUGGCUCGGAAGCGCCGGAAGGCACCGGCAAGCACGCCUACUCGCAACCCCGUUUCACCGCGGACGGUUACACGGCUUGGGCGGUUCGUCAGGAGAUUGACAAGGAUAGCGCCAUCUACCCCUCCGUCGACCCCGCCGUGCAGCAAAAGAUUAUCACCAAGUACCAGGCCCUGCACCAGCGCGUUCACGAGGAGGGCCACUACGAGUGCAGGUACAUUGAGUAUGGCAAGGAGAUGGCUCGCUACAGCACCUUGUUCGGUGCCUUCCUCGUCGCCCUUUAUUUCAAGUGGUACAUGACAUCGGCCACCUUCCUUGGUCUCUUUUGGCAUCAAAUCAUGUUCACGGCCCACGAUGCCGGCCAUCUCGCCAUUACUCAAAACUUCGUCGCCGACACCUUGAUUGGCAUGUUCAUCGCCGACUUUUGCUGCGGUUUGUCCAUCGGCUGGUGGAAGAGCAGUCACAACGUCCACCAUCUUCUCACCAACCAUCCUGAACAUGAUCCCGAUAUCCAAAACGUGCCUCUCUUCGCCACCUCGCCCGCCUUCUUCGGAUCCCUCCGCUCCAGCUACUACGACUUCGUCUUCCUCUGGGACGCCGCCGCCAACUUCCUCGUGCCCCUCCAGCAAUACACCUACUACCCCGUCCUCGCCAUCGCCCGGUUCAACCUCUACAUCCUCUCCUGGGGCCACGUCCUCUCCGACCGGUCCACCGCCCUCGGCAAGUCCCGGGCCUGGUGGAUCCGCCCGACCGAGAUCUCCUUCAUGGCCAUCUACUGGUUCCUGUUCGGCUACCUCCUCCUCUGGCGCGCCCUCCCCACCUGGACCAUCCGCGUCGCCUUCGUCCUCGUCUCCCACAUCGUCCCCAUGCCCCUCCACAUCCAGAUCAACCUCUCCCACUGGGGCAUGUCCCACUCCGACCUCGGCGAGUCCGAGUCCUUCCCCCAGCGCCAGCUCCGCACCACCAUGGACGUCGACUGCCCCGCCUGGCUCGACUUCAUCCACGGCGGCCUGCAGUUCCAGGCCAUCCACCACCUCUUCCCCGCGUGCCCCGCCACAACCUCCGCCUUCAUGGACGGCAACAAGAAGGUGUUGGGCCGCUUGGGUGACAUUAGCGACCAGGUCAAGAUUCUGGUCGACUGCCAGAAUUACAUGGCCGAAAAUAAUGAAAUGGGUUUGCAUUAG